Molecule: messenger RNA, 3363 nt
Organism: Physcomitrium patens
Lineage: Eukaryota; Viridiplantae; Streptophyta; Bryopsida; Funariales; Funariaceae
Source: RefSeq, a predicted model, not a curated record
UCUCCACGGUACAUUGCAGAAGAUUUCUUUGUAUCGAGAUGGAGCUCUCGCGCCAUGCUCCAUGGCAAGCAGGCAGGGAGGGAGGCGUAUGAAUUGUUGUUAUAGACGGGACAGGCUGCUUCAAUCUCCACAUAGAAUUCUUUUCAUGCGAGACCAUUAGAGCCCUGCUUUGGUUAGGGCACGGCAUUCAAUUAUCGCUGUCGCCAUUUCUCGGUCCCGCUGCUUCCUCGCAUCCUGCUCCUUUCCUAUGGCUUGCUUUCUCUAUCCUAAUCUUAAUUCUGUACCGUUCGCAGUUGCAGCAGCUAGCGCUUUCCCGCGUUGUUCCUCUCGUGGACCUGUUUUUAUAACCUCGCUCAUCCCCGCUUCGCGCUCAUUUUCACAGCCGAAGUGUGAUUGUGUGCACGUUCGAGCGAUUCAGGGCGAAUUAAGUGAAUUAUGCGAGGUAGGUCGAAGCAAGAAGGUGAAGCCGUUUGCGUACAAUCGUGCUAAACCGGAAGAGAGGUGGCCGCAUAGGAGUGACGUAUUGAAUCGACAGCGGAUUGCAAGAGAGUUGGAGAAUGUAGGUCGGAUACCACCUCGGCUUGUGCUAGACUGGGAGGAAUUGUGCCGCUCGGAUGCGAAAGUAGGAGAACAUGAAGAGGGCGACCAAUAUGUGAGUAAAGAGGUACCGACGGCGAUGGCUCGGCGACUUCAGAGGGAAGAGGGGAUUAGGAAAAGAGAGGCGCGUCGUCAGCUGCAGAAGGCACAGGUCAGGAGGCUUCAAAGUAUGUCCAAAUUGGCUCUGAGGAAAGUGACGGAUUGCAAGAACAGAGGAAUUAGGUUGUCCACUGCGAUUUGUAACUUGGAGUUAGCGAGGCCAAUUACGGAUGUGCUCGAUGGCUGGCCAGAGCAGCUCAAUAAUGAUGAAAUGUCUGCUGUGUUGAUGAACAUAGGAGACCGAAAUUGGAAACGGGCGCUAGAAUUUUAUGAGUGGCUGAAUCUUCGAAAAUUAUACACUCCUAAUCCACGCCUGCUUGCAACGAUCAUCCACAUCUUAGGCAGGGCUAAUCAACCGGAAGCUGCGCAGGAUCUUUUCUCUAAAACUGAGUUGGAGUUGACAUCCUGCAUACAGGUUUACAAUGCAAUUUUAGGAGUUCAUGCCAAGCAGGGGCAUUGGCAGGCAAUGCAGCCUAUUCUCGAGCGUAUGGCGAGAGUAGGUUGUGAACCUGACAUUAUCACCUUCAAUACAAUUGCAAGCGCUCGAUGCAGAUAUGGAUUGCAGCCCGGCAUGGCAUCCGGUCUCUUGAAAGAGAUUGAGAGUGCAGGUCUUAGACCAGAUAUAACAACCUACAACAUUCUGUUAGGUGCAUGUUUUUCAAAAAAUUAUAUCACAGAAGCUAAAGAGAUCGUCAAAGACAUGGAGCAACAUGGUUUCGAUCAAAAUUCUUGUACGAGCUACGUUUUAGAGAAAAACCAUCUGACGUCAGAUGGAGAUGAUCUGCACGUAUCGAAACUGGUUGAAACCUCUCAGCAGCAGGCUCGUAGCAGCAACGGUGUGUGGAGUUCUUCAGUUGAUAUUGCGCAGCAGGCAAGAGCAUCAAUGCAUAACUCAGGAGAUUGGUGAAACUUCGUGAAAUUCUCUCUGCAAAUUCAACAGGGACCAGAGAAUUUUUUUGAUUAUAUCAAAUCAAGAGAGCCAAGGAUGUGCUGCGUAAGGAAUGGAUCUCAUCGUACUGGAGGGGGAUUGUUGACAGCUUUGGGCUGCUCUGGCUGACCGUUAUCUCUCCCGUUUGUUUUCGAGAUGAUCAUACUUAUAAUGGAAAGGGAUGCUCCAAUAGUAGAGGUGGAAAGUUGAUAAAGUAACCUGCAAACCACAGCAGCUGAUGCUUAACAGGACAUGCUCAAUUUUCUGGUAGAUAUUCUUUGGGCAUUUAAACUACGUGCAACUGCCAGUCUUACAUACUCUCUUGCAGUAUUUAACUUAUUUCCAAGAAAUUGUGUCAGGUACGCACAAUCGUGAGCUUUCAGUUAUCUACCAAAAUGUUGAUGUCUGUUCUGUACUAUGUGGAGGCAGACUUUACGAAUAUUUUAUGAAAUUUCUGCGUCAAUUGAUAUUUAUGUCGAUUAGCUGUACAAGUAGAAAUGACUUGCGAUUGACGGUACCUUCUUCAGAUAGGCAGGGUGUAAGAACAACAUUGGGAAGCUUAUUUCGAUUCAUGUCACUAGGAACAGCUUUAGUUACUCUUAGUCGGUGGUUUGUUAAGAUUAGAUUAUUUUUCAUCCUGGCAGCCAGUGUUAUUGCUAUGCAAACAAUCACCAAGAACAAAUGACAACCAUCCACUGCUGUACAUUGAUAUUGGGAAACUUACGGCUUUAUGAGACCAUGCACGUUGUCUCGUGAGGACCGUCACAUCAUGCUGUAGGAAAUCACGACUGCAAAGGGAAAGCACACAUGAACAGUCUAGUUGUUUUGGAGGUUUCCGUUUCUUGCUUCGCAUACGCAGGGCAGUUAAGAAUCUUUGUUUUGCUCUUGUAUUGCGAUUAGGCGCCUGAGUCCAUGUGGGACGCAACGUUUUGUUCUACCUAUUCUUCACUGUCGUUGUGUGUGGAUCCUCUAUUUUUGAGGUUAGUAAGGGUACUUGGCGAUGUGCUGUGGGUAGUCUCCAAACUCCUUGGUAUGGUUUUUAUUGAUGUUGCCAUUUUUGGUGUGUAGGUUGUGUGUUAGUUUUGCCGUUGUUUCUGGCCUUACACCAUUGUUUGUUGUCAGGACUUUCCAACCUUUUAACAUCUAACUACCUCUAAGUACUGAAUAAUUCCCAGGUGCUAUGUGUAAUGUGCAGGUUGGAGUUCCGACGUGGACAGAUUGGCUCCAAAUUUUUGGUUCUCUGUUACAUCAAGUCUUUCCAUUACCAGUUUGUGUAGUGUUAGUAUCCGUGGAACUUCUUCCGAGGUAGCUGUAGUCACCUCAUUAUUUCCAUCCCCGCCAACCCCAGAGUUGACGAGGGUCCCUAGUUUUGUUCCAACUCUUUGAUAGUGUCUUCCUCUUGUGGCUGCAACUCCGCUACUUCUGCGGUUGUGUUGACCUUUCCUCACCAAACUGUUGCUGCUAGGUUUAACACUUACCGUUUGCUGGAAAGGUGCUAGUCUAUUCAGCCCGGAGGAGUUAGGCUGAAUGAAAAGCUCUGUAGUUUGAUGUGAUACAGCUAGCUUGCUCAUCACAGACAAGUAUGGCUGGAUGACGGGCCCUAUAGGGGGAAGAGACCUGAUUAGGGCGAGGCCCUGAUUCCCCUGCGGCCAGUUUGACCUUCCCUUGUUAGGUUUAUGACGACCUCUUUUCAAUACGAUGGUGAAACAUCAUCAUCCUUAAUCUGGGCUUGUGCUUUA